Messenger RNA from Octopus bimaculoides (California two-spot octopus), 1338 nucleotides. RefSeq lists its product as uncharacterized. The record is from RefSeq and is a predicted model, not a curated record. NCBI's taxonomy places the organism in Eukaryota, Metazoa, Mollusca, Cephalopoda, Octopoda, Octopodidae.
UGUAUGUUGUCUUCGUUCUCUCAUUGCAUUGUUGACCAACUGUUACUGAAGGCAUACUUCAAUGUAAAUAGCAAAUCCAUGCCUGUCUCUCACACAGGACUGUCAUGAUUGCCAAUUCUGAUGAGAUAGUCCUACGCCAGCCUCCAGUUGCUUCAAAGAUGACAAUUCUUCCAUCUCAAAUACUUCCAGAUCCAGAUCUUCAGGUUUCACCAUUCAAGAAAGGAAUUUUGCGUAAGGAAGCAAACCGUCCAAAAUCACAUUCCAAUGUACGAUUUAAUUUGAAAAGUCAUCCCCUUGCAGACCUCAGUAGUAGUAGCAGCAGCAGCACUGGUACUCCUGCUGAGUUCAGUAGUAGUAGUGGUGGCUCUGGUACUCCUGCUGAGCUCUGUAGGAAUGAUAGUGAGGUGGCUGCAACUUCUGAGUCUUCUCUUACAUCUCAGGAACAAAGUUUUAACACAAACAUACCACAUCCUGCUGACAGUUGUCCUGUAACUGAUGUUCCCCUUAUUGCACUCAACAGUUCCCAGCACAUUUUACAUAAAAUUCAUGUUUUGGCACGGAAUGAUGAAGCCCAUGUCAUUAAAGAACUCCAGCGCCAGUUAAAUAUUGAUAAAAAGAAAGAAAUAAACGAAAAAGCAGCUUCUAAAGUGGACUACAAACCUGAUAGUGUUUUAUACCAAAACCUCAUCAGUUUAGACGUUCCUAUUGUGUGUGUGAAGAAAAAAAAGAAACCAGUUGUUAAAAAGAAGACACAAGAAGCUGUUCCACCAAUGUUUUAUGAUAGUGCCAAAGAAAACACUCAUGAAGAAAAGGGAAACUUCACACUUCAGGGAAUUCCACUGCCACGAGUGAAGCUGCUAAAAUCUCCACCUCUCUCCGCCUUUACUUUAUAUCAACACAACAGAGCCUGGGAAGGACUUCUUAUUCACAAUCACAGUUGAUAUAUGAGAAGUUUGCAAUAUUUGAUACAGAAAAAGAUGGCAAGCUGACAGAAUUGUUACUGUGCAGGACAAAAUGCUUAGUGGCAUUUUGUCCAUCUUUAUGUUCUGAGUUCAAAUCCUGCCAAGGUCAACUUUGCCUUUCUUCCUUUUGAGGUCAAUAAAAAUAAAUACCAGUUGAGCACUGGGGUUGAUUUAAUCGACUUACUCCCUCCCCCAAAAUUGUUGACCAUGAGUCAAAAUUUGAAACUAAUAUUUAUACAGAAUAAAAUUUAUUUUCUUCAUUUUCUUACUCGACCCAUAACUCAAUAUAUUUUAUAAUCAAAGUUUUCAUAUUUAAUUUAUCUUUGUAUAGAAUCUUGUUUUGUUUUGUUUAAUAAAAAUUGUUUUAAUAUAUAAA